This is a messenger RNA of Chondrus crispus (carragheen), 3081 nucleotides long. RefSeq lists its product as hypothetical. The record is from RefSeq and is a predicted model, not a curated record. NCBI's taxonomy places the organism in Eukaryota, Rhodophyta, Florideophyceae, Gigartinales, Gigartinaceae. Gene Ontology annotation, biological process: regulation of GTPase activity. The coding region runs from base 1 to 3081 and encodes 1026 amino acids. The transcript has a single exon.
AUGCUCUCUGUCGCGAAAGGUUUUCUUUUCUCACGCAUCACCGGCGAACAAACCGCCCCAAACCCCACCGAAGAGGAAAGGAAUGUUGUGACAGGCGCUGCCCGCUUUAUAAUUUCAUGGGGAAAUGACACCACCCCCGCGAAUGCAUCAAUCAACCUUCGUGAUGUCCGUGAUUCUGCUCGAAAAUCGGUCAAUGCCGUUUUGUCUCGCAGUCGCAAAUCCAUCGACAUCAACGAUAUUGCCGCUUCAUAUGGCUUGCGAUCCCAAAACUCGCGACCAUUAAGUGAUUCAGUGCUUCAUGGAGAUCAGACCGCACUCGCGGAGACUGCAUUAGACCAGAGCAACUCCGAAAAUGCAUUUUCAUCACAACGAAGUCGUUUUGCUGGGGAAGAGGUAGCACUUGCUGCCAAACUGCCCCAAAACGCUAGAGUGGUCGAGCGAAUUGCUGCCGCACCUCUCCCUUGCUCUUUGUUGGCCACGUCAGACACAUUAGGUCGGAUUUUCGUCCAGGAUUCAAGAGACUUGUGCGUGCUGCGAGUGCUGAAGGGAUACCGAGACGCCCACGUUGCCUGGGUUGCCCAGGGAGGUCCAUUAUUGGCCAUCCUUGCUCCUCGCCUCAACGUCCUUGAGCUUCAUAGGCCCCUGGAUGUGAAGAGAAUAGCUGCCUUUCGCUUGCGACCGGGCUCCAUGCUUGUGCAAUCUGCCAUGCAUCGCGCGCUUUGCAUCUCACCAGACGGACAUCUGUACGAGCUAAUGCGCUCAAGAAAGAGCGGGGGUGUUGCUGCCGCGGGUAUCAAAGAGGAACAACCCAAUGGCAAAGCGGAGGAGUUGGAAACUGCGCAUUCGGCAACAGUGAAUGGGGUAGAGGAUAUGACUGAAGCGGUUAGGACCGGGCAGAGCGGGUCGGUUGUUGACUACGAGUCCUUGCACAUGUUUCUAGAGGCCGUGAAGCGAGGGCAAACGAGUGUUGCGGUCGAAUGUUUGCAAAAUGUCCGCGACAGUCGGCAGAAAGUCGCCCACCUCAUGACGGCUGUCCUAACUUGCGCUUCAUACGUUCGCCCUGAGAUUCACAUCGCGCUAUCCUCCAAGGCCGCCCAGAUUGCAUCAAGCUUGGAAGAUCGAGACCUUCUGUCACGUUUUGAGGCUCACAGCCGGCUUGCCGAAGCAUACGCAAUUGUUUUUGCAGAAAUUUUACCUGAAGGGGCAGUAGCAGAGGAGAACAGUGUGGCUAAGUACGGGAAACAGCUCAUGGAAGAUGACAUAGGGGCCGGCUUACUUGAGUUUGCAGUUGAGGCAAUGAAGGGAGAUGCCUCGCCUGCUAACGUCAGCGGAAAGAGAACGCGAUCCUCGAAAGAAGAGGGGAACAUGCUCACCUGCGAGAGAUUUAUUCUGUCUCAUGCAUUACAUCCUUCUAUGGACAUCAGAAGCCGGUCAGAUUAUAUCCUGCGGCCAAGGCGAGAUAUUUCCGAGGCGGAGCAGGUAUGGCUUGCAAAGCUGUAUUUUUCUCGCCUCCUUCACGUUGACUCUGCUGAUUUGCCAACAGAAGGCAGAGAACAUCCUGCGACGAAAGACGUGUUCCUUGCACUCUCGGAAGUUAUUGGGUUACAGGAAGCAGAGUUGGCGCACCACUUCGCAAUCUUUUUCCUGCACGUUCCCCUUCUUGCACUUUUGAAGACACGUGUAGCGAUACACGCCUCUCCGAUACGCUGCGCGAUUUCACGCCUGAGAACGGGGUUUUCACAAGAAAUAGUUGAUCAAGUCUUGAUAGAAGAGUGCGAGACAAGUGCCUGCAUCCCGAAUGCUGUUUUACUUACCCGCCUUUGCGUCAUUCAUGAACGACGCCGGUCAGAUGGGAACGAUGCCCUAUUCCUGGCGUCUUUGGACAGACUAGAGGAAGUAUUGCUCUUUCGGAAACUCAUCGCAGGAUCGAAAAUUCCACCUGCAGUUUACGAAAAGUUUACGGCGCGCGGGUGCUCGGGGGCACUAGGAGAUGCGGAACGACAUGCGGUCACAAGCUUGAUCGAGUGGCACGAAUUUGAUCGUGCUGCAAAAAUUUUGAUCCGUCUUGACGAGUCUAGACGUGGACAUAAGCUUGCUUGGCAAGAAUCUGCAUCUGUCAGCGAAGCGGCACUUCUGGCUUGCCGAAAGAAGGCCGUCAGCGUCAUCACAGACGCUGGACGGGAAGUUAUCCCUGAAAACGUUGUUUCUUGGAUAUUGAGUGUGGAAGUCGACGAAGACCAAUCACAUUGGAUUCAAUUGAUCAAUGAACAAAGGGAAACGGUUUUGCGGAAACUGCGGUCUGUUCUUCUAAGCGCACACCAAUACUUUUCAGAUUCAUCGGUCGAUGCUGUUCGUUGUCUCCAAUUGGCAGAAGCUAUGUCCGCACUGAUUGAGUUGGAGAUAAACUGGCACACAAAGAGUAAAGCUUCUGCAACAGGACCACACGAGAAUCCUGAAUCUGUGGCGGAGUCGGGAAAUCAACGGCCGAAACGAGAUUCAUCCACUAUGGGUGAGAGCAAGGACUUUGGAAGUCGCCAAAAUGCAAUAAUUGACCACGUCAAUACCGAUGAAACGCAGCGCAGUUCCCCCAUCAAUAAUGCAGAGGAAAGCAACGAAGUGUGCGAGAUUGUCGAGGAAACACGAAUGCACACUUCGGAAGCUAGUCUAAUCACAACCAAUGAAUUGGAGAGGGACAGACUAGGAAGGACGGGAACGCAAGGGAAAGGUGAUUUCUUCAGUGGUGAAGGUCCAUCUACAGCGGCUGAAGGCACGUCCCACGUUCAUCCGUUUGCAAUACCAACACUAGAGAACACGGGACUUGAUGACGAUGCCCUGGACCCCGUUCCCACUUUGUCAGAUGGUUCAGAUCGCAUGGAAGAUUUGCCAGACACGCGCGCGAAAGUCCCAAAGGGUUCCUCAGGAGCAGAGAUCGAUCGCAGGGUCCGCGAGGAUACCCAAAACAAUGAUAGCGACGAGGACGAUGACAUGUUUUUCGAUGCCGCGUCACGACAAGCCUCCGACCUAUUGGCUGCAGACGAAAAUAAUGAUGCAGCCAUGGUUCCUGAAAUCGCAGACAACUAA